Homarus americanus (American lobster) is the source of this 2346-nucleotide messenger RNA. RefSeq names its product gastrula zinc finger protein XlCGF46.1-like. Lineage: Eukaryota; Metazoa; Arthropoda; Malacostraca; Decapoda; Nephropidae. Gene Ontology annotation, molecular function: RNA polymerase II cis-regulatory region sequence-specific DNA binding; DNA-binding transcription factor activity, RNA polymerase II-specific. Gene Ontology annotation, cellular component: nucleus. The record is from RefSeq and is a predicted model, not a curated record. Gene Ontology annotation, biological process: regulation of transcription by RNA polymerase II; central nervous system development.
GAGGACCUGGUUCCUGCUGGGGUUUGUACUGACUCACUUAAAUCUCAACUUAUUUACUUGUGGAUCAAGCUUUAUUUUAUCUCCUGGUUGAGGACAAGACUUUGACAUAAAGGUGUGAUUGGGCAGAUGUAAGAAAGAAAUAUUAUGGUAGCAUCAGGAGGCCAUCCCACACAAACAUCUCCCACCACAACCAAGAAUUAAAGCUCUGUAAAAUAAGAGGCAGAACAAUUCCUCACAACUGUACAAUAAGUCAGUACAGUAUGAGGAUUAGUGAACAUCUUCAGGAGAACAUUGUAAUCAAGAUUGAGGUAAAUUGUCAACUCUCCAAGUCUUAAGUUACAAAUAUGGAAGUCAAGUUGGUGUUCUAGGAAACAGUGAGAAAAAAAAGAACGUUCACACAAGUGAAACUUUCUCUUGAAAAUACCAGUUAAAUGAUGCACUGUGUUAUAUAUAGUUUAAAUACAGUAUGAUGAGAGUUGCAAUGUUUUUACCUAAACAACUACCUUGUGACUCUUUUGCUUGUGUACACUGCUGAUAAAAGUUCCAAUAUAUAAAUGUGACAAGUGUUUGUCUGCUGUGCUUGUAUACUGGUGAGACAAAGUUCACUUGUGGUAAAUAUUUCUCAUACAAUAGUGAGCUCAAGAACCACACACAUGUGCAGAAUUAUUUAUGCAAAUUUAGCUGUGAAGAGUGGAUAACUUUUUUAUACAGUACAAAAGUUACCCAAACAUGUGUACAGUGAAGGAAAUAUUUUCUUGUAUGGAGUGUUGUAAAGUGUGUAAAAGAUGGCCCGGUUUAUGAAUCAAAUGGCUGGACAUGGUGGCCAAAAUAAUUAUGAGUGUGUACAGUGUGGUGAAUUAUUUUACUGUAAUGAUUCUAUGAAGAUGCAUACCUGUUUGGCUGAACACAUUGAGAUAAAUAUUAAAUAUGAAGAAGUUGAUGAAAGUUUUAACAGUAACUAUGAUGUGACACAACAUGUGACUGUUAAUGAGAAAGAUAUUAAGUGUGAAGAGUUUGAUGAAAGUUUUAACAGUAACUAUGAUGUGACUGUUAAUGAAAAAGAUAUUAAGUGUGAAGAGUUUGAUGAAAGUUUUAACAGUAACUAUGAUGUGACACAACAUGUGACUGUUGAUGAGAAAACUCGUAAAGGUCUAGAAAGUGGUAAAAGUUAUAACAAAAAGGAACAACUAAAGGAACAAAUAGUUGUACACACUGGUGUAAAGAAUUUUAAGUGUGAAGAGUGUGGUAAAUGUUAUUCCAGAAAUAGCCAUUUGAAGAGCCAUAUGUUUGUACACACUGGUGAGAAGAAUUUUAAAUGUGAAGAGUGUGGUAAAUGUUAUUCCAGAAAGAACUAUCUGAAGCAGCAUGUGGUUGUACACACUGGUGAGAAUAAUUUUAAGUGUGAAGAGUGUGGUAAAUGUUGUUCCAGAAAGAGCUAUUUGAAGAGCCAUAUGGUUGUACACACUGAUGAGAAGAAUUUUAAAUGUGAAGAGUGUGGUAGAUGUUAUUCCAGAAAGAGCCAUUUGAAGGGUCAUAUGGUUGUACACACUGGUGAGAAUUUUAAAUGUGAAGAGUGUGGUAAAUGUUAUUCCAAAAAGAGCAAACUGAGGAGCCAUAUGGUUGUACACACCGGUGAGAAAAUUUUUAUUUGUGAAGAGUGUGGUAAAUGUUAUUACACAAAGAGCCAUCUGAAGAGCCAUAUGGUUGUACACACUGAUGAGAAGACUUUUAAAUGUGAAGAGUGUGGUAAAUGUUAUUCCAGAAAGAGCAAACUGAAGCAGCAUAUAGUUGUACACACUGGCGAGAAGAAUUUUAAGUGUGAAGAGUGUGGUAAAAGUUAUUACAGAAAGAGCCAUCUGAAGAGCCAUAUGAUUGUACACACUGGUGAGAAGAAUUUUAAGUGUGAAGAGUGUGGUAAAUGUUAUUACACAAAGAGCCAUCUGAAUAGCCAUAUGAUUGUACACACUGGUGAGAAGAAUUUAAAGUGUUAUGAGUGUGGUAAAUGUUAUUCCAGAAAGAGCCAUCUGAAGAGACAUAUGUCUGUACACAAUGGUGAGAAGAAUUUUACAUGAAAGUUGCAGGGAUAGAUCUUAAAGAUAAAUGAUCUGGGGAACUGUAUGGUCUUGCAUGUGGGUAAGAAUUAUUUGAAGUGUAUAUAAUGGAUUAUUUAUUUCCAAAAGAAGACCAAUUGGAAAUAAUCAUAUGAUGGCUGUGUUGGUUAUCCUUUGUCGAACUGACUUACUGUUUGCCAUUGUUUGUAUACCUGUACUGAUAUUUGUUGUAUUCCUGUACUGUAUAUUUGUUGUAUACCUGAACUGUAUAUUUGUUGUAUACCUGUACUGUAUA